UCCUGGGAGAUCUCUGAUUCCAAACCAUGACAUCGGCUGUUUGUACAUUCGGGAAACCAAGUCCAAGCACUGUACAGUAAACCUAAGCUUCAGCACCCCUGGCGGAUCCUAAGCAGGGUCGGGGCCCCCGCUGUGCGACAGACAGUGCGCGUGCGCAGAGAGGUGCAACCGCCCGGCUGCCGUAGUUUUUCUUUUCACGUGCGCUCCUGGCUGUCAUGGCGGCCUUUCGGAAGCCUGUUUUGUUAGGGCUUCGGGACGUGGCGGUGCGCGGCAACCCCACAGGGCCGAGCUCCUGGACUGCUAGCAAGUUGGGCGGCGUUCCGGACGUCCUUCCCGGAGUAGCAGCGCCGAAGCCGGAGUGCGAACGCUGCAGGCAGCCGCUCGCCCUGGUCGUGCAGGUGUACUGCCCCCUGGAGGGCUCCCCGUUUCAUCGGCAGCUGCACGUGUUCGCUUGCGCCCGCCCCGGGUGCGGCGACCGCGGGGCGCGCAGCUGGAAGGUGUUCCGCUCCCAGUGUCUGGAGGUGCGAGAGAGAGAGACACAGGACGCUCAGAACCAGGAAAAUGACCUUGCCGCUGAGAACUGGUGUGAAGGUACAGAUGACUGGGGAAGUGACAGUGAGGAGAUGCCUCCGCCACACCUUACUUUGGGUUUUGGAAAUGAUUCUAACAGUGCCAGAGAUGUAGACUGGACUGCCCAGCUCCAAGACCUCCAUCUGCAGGACACCUUCCUGUCUGCUGCUCAUUCUGCGCCUCCAGCGGAAGGGAUGGCCGCCUCUGCUGUGAUGCUGCAGUUCCUGCCCUACUACAUCUGUGUCGUAGAUGAGGAUGACUACAGAGACUUUGCUAGUCUAGAGCAUGCCCACACCCUUCUGAAGGACUACCAGCAAAGAGAAGGGGUUGAUAUGGAGCAGUUGCUUUCCCAGAGUUUUUCAAGUGGUGGUGAUGAGAAGUAUGAGAAGACCAAGAUUAAAAGUGGAGAUCAGAUGUUUUACAGAUUCAUGAAGAGAAUUGCUGUUUGUCAGGAGCAGAUUUUAAGGUAUUCCUGGAGCGGAGAGCCCCUCUUUCUGACCUGCCCUACCCCAGAAGUCUCCGUGGUUCCAGCCUGCAGUCACUGUGGUGGCCAAAGAACAUUUGAGUUUCAGCUUAUGCCAGCACUGGUCAGCAUGCUCAGAAGUGCUAGUUCGGAUCUUUUGGUGGAAUUUGGAACAAUUCUAGUUUACACAUGUGAGAAGAGUUGCUGGCCUCAAAAUCAUCACACUCCCGUGGAAGAAUAUUGCAUUACACAAGAAGAUCCAGAUGAGUUACUAUUUAAGUAGAGCAUUCCCUUUUAUUAUAGAAAUGAAAACAAAUUUUAAUAUACAAA
Molecule: messenger RNA, 1363 nt
Organism: Chinchilla lanigera (long-tailed chinchilla)
Lineage: Eukaryota; Metazoa; Chordata; Mammalia; Rodentia; Chinchillidae
Gene: Pdcd2l
Product: programmed cell death 2-like
Exons: 7
Coding region: 216-1316 (366 amino acids)
Cellular component (GO): cytoplasm
Source: RefSeq, a predicted model, not a curated record